AAUGAUGUUUUCUUUGAAGGUAUACGACAUCCCGAGGAACUAUCCAUUAUGAGGUACCUGGACAAAGAUGACCUAAAGAAGAGUAUAAAAGAAAAUUUAAACCAAAAGAAAAAGAAAGACUCGAAGGAUGAAUUGGUAAUGGGUGUGAAUGGAAACGGUACUGUGCAUCACUCAUCGUCCGGCAGUCUGGAUAGGCUGAGUCCUUUCAGCAGGAGUCCAGCAGGACCCUCUCCUAACAAUACAUUAAGUAGGACACCAGGUUUGACCCCAGGACCUACAAUGACCCCUGGAGUCAGCUCCUAUAGUGCAAAUUCUGUGUCGCCCUAUAAUACGUUCAACAGCACCUUCAACGCCAACGGGACAAUGUCACCAGGGUCCAUGUACAGUCUGUCUUUUGAAAGCUGUAUGGAGAAUGCUCUCGCCAACAGUCCGCCAGUGUCCAUCAGAGACGCUCAACCCUACCUCUACAAGCCAAAGAAUUAUGUAGAGAAAGCUAGAAUUAAUUACUCGUAAGUAAAAGUUUCACUCUAGCA
Messenger RNA from Mizuhopecten yessoensis (Yesso scallop), 533 nucleotides. RefSeq lists its product as uncharacterized. The record is from RefSeq and is a predicted model, not a curated record. Bases 49 to 513 code for a protein of 154 amino acids. Lineage: Eukaryota; Metazoa; Mollusca; Bivalvia; Pectinida; Pectinidae. The transcript is spliced from 2 exons.